UCCCCUUGAAAUGACGUUUACCUAUAUCCUACCAAAAACAUCGUCAUAUGUACAUCACUUUUAAAUUACCAUCACGCACAUUCACCACAUCUAUUCCAUCAUAGUAUCAUCGAUCCUUCCCAGUCCACAAUUCCCCUGCAAUGAGUACCUCUCACAAUGCAUCAAUCUCUAUAAAGACUCCUAGAAUGUCCCCUCAAAUCCCCAUUCCAAUCCCCUUAACAUCAACAAGUUCAUUCCAAAAUCAAAACAUCCACACAAUACCAAAAAUUAAAAACAACGAUCAGUUACCCGAUAGAGCAACUCUCAAAACCCUCUCAUCUUUUAUAAAAAGCUGUCAGAAUUCUCCUACGCAAUCUACUACUUCAUUGUCGAUUUCUAUACCAUUACAACAUACGCCUCCUCCAACACUCACAACAGCAACAACAACAACAACUCGAAGUUCACUAAGACAACCUGCAAUUGCAACUCCAACCCUAUUGCAAACACAAACAAACCAUCAAAUCCUCUCAGCUUCACCACUAGAUCAAACCCCAACUAUCAAUAUGUCCCACACAACCACAACCGUCACCACCCGCACUACCCGCGGCCAACCAGCUCAUCACCACCAUCGCAAACCAAGCAUAGGCGAUAAGAUAAGUGGUGCUUUAUUGAAAUUAAGAGGAAGUUUAACUAGACGUCCUGGUUUAAAGGUAUGGAUAUUUCUUGAGUUCAUUUUUCAUUUUCAUUUUUCCUUUUUUGGAAGGGAGUUGAAGAAGUAAAGUGAAGUCCUUUGUGGAAAGUUCAUGGCUAAUUGAUGUAAUAAUAAAACAGGCAGCAGGAACAAGAAGAAUGAGAGGAACGGAUGGGAGGGGUAGUCAUCAUGUUUCUGCUUACUAGGUAAUUAGGUGGUGUUGUGUUUUACAGUAUACAGUACUACACUAUUACACUAUUACCAAGUAGCAAACAAGCAAGCAAGUAGUGAUGACUGCCUUCGACUACUACAGACCAGACCUGUGAUAUCUUGGUUUGGUUUGGUUUGCUCCGGAUUGCUUUCUUGUGUACUUGAAUGAAUGAUGGACGAAGAGACAAGUCAGGGCAAGAGGAAUGAGGCUAAAUAACGAGUUACGAUUGAUUGUAUUUUAUAGAUAGGUUAUUAAUAUAUGGAAACGGAGGAACGGAGGAUACGGAGGUACAUAAAUCACGAUACCCAGGAUAGAAGUUAAGCGGAGGAAAGUAGAACAACAGCAAGAGCAAAUGUUGUACCAUCUAAAUAUCUAAG
Sclerotinia trifoliorum is the source of this 1258-nucleotide messenger RNA. The record is from the annotation of a GenBank genome assembly. NCBI's taxonomy places the organism in Eukaryota, Fungi, Ascomycota, Leotiomycetes, Helotiales, Sclerotiniaceae.